AUGACCCGCUGUGAGAACUCUGGCGCUGUGCCAUCACCUCCUUCGUUUUUGGCGACCUGGGGGCAGACUCCACAGUCGCGGACCAUGCCAGACCCUGCAAUACCUACUGCUUCCACGAGAGGAGCGACGAGCAAGGGGCCAAGGGCUGCCGCCUCCAAUGAGGCAUCCCCUACCCGUCUCCAGGCCUUCCACUGCUUUGCACGCACCUGGCACCGUCUCCGCUGGCAGCUCAUUGGCUUUAGUGAUUCGUACCGUCGUGCUUUAGCAUCCUCAGAAUCCGGGUUUACCUUGCAGGACGCAGAGCGUAAUUUUAAGCUGGAUUUUCACGGAUUUUACGCAUUGAUUGAGCAAGCUAUUGUCAAUUUGCUGCUUGUCUUUAGGAUCGCUCUGCCCAACCGACCACCCAGUACAAGCAGAGAGUUGAAUGAAUCAUCCACACUCGCCAACCUACUGAUGGCACUUGAUGAACAUAGUUCACUACGUGCGACACUGGGAACGGGAAAUGUGAGUCGGGCAUUGUGGACAGCCAACGAACUAGGAAAUAUAUGGAAGAACCCGGAAGAGACAGAGGGAAUUCCCUCAUUGAGGAUGUAUAACUUGCCGUGGGUCGUGGUGGGCAUAAUGAGGGGUUUAGAAGCUGCAUCCUCUCAAUUACGAAUCGGCCAUCUCAUCCCCGUUAAAAAGCUAAGUAACAUUGAGCCACCUCUUCAAAUACUCUCUUAUACGUCAGGACGGCAAGACUUAAGCAAUAAUCCUGACGCUCAAAAAUUGGCUUCCCGGUUAGAUGGGCUUCCAUUUGCUCUUGCAUCGGCAGGUGCCUAUUUGUCCGAGGCACCGAGCCUCAGUUUCGCUGACUACCUUGUUUGGUACAACAAAUCAUGGCUUCGUCUCCAGAAGCAAACCCCGCAGCUACUCUCUUACGAAGAUCAUGCACUGUAUUCUACGUGGGAACUCUCAUACAAUCAUGUUAAACAGCGAAAUGAAUUAUCGGCGAAGCUUCUUCAACUAUGGGCGUACUUUGACAAUCAGGAUAUUUGGCUUGAGCUCCUUCAGGAGGGUAGGAGAGACGGUCCGAAGUGGUUCUCAGAGUUGGUUGAAGACCGGCUUAGCUUCGAUGACGCAGUAAGGGUACUUUGUGGCCAUGCUCUAGUGGAAGCAGACAACACGCCUGGAUAUGAAGGUUCCGAAUCAAAAGGAUAUAACAUGCAUAGUUGCGUACAUUCGUGGACAAUCCAUGUAUUGAACCAAGAAUGGGACUUCGGACUAGCCAAGUUGGCUGUGCAGUGUGUAGGGUCCCAUUUGUCAUUGCGCCAGCAACCUCAAUACUGGAUUAUAGGACGACGCCUUAUUCGGCAUGCUAAUCGGUCUUUGUUUCUUGUCGACAUGACCUCACAUGAAGAUGUAUCCAUAUUCCGCUCGAUGUACUCUAUUGGAAAGCUCUACGCCUAUCAAGGUAAGCCAGGCGAAGCGGAGAAAAUGUACCAACGUGCCCUUGAUGGACAAAACAGCGUUUUGGGUUUUGACCACGAGUCUACACUUGAUACGGCCUUUGCCUUGGGCGCACUUUACGCAGAUCAGGGCAAGACUGAUGAGGCAGAGAAUAUAUACCGGCGAGUGCUUAAGGUGAGGGAGAAGACGUUCGGUCCUAGCGAUGGAUCAACGCUACAGACAGCGAACGAUUUAGGUCUACUCUACGCAUAUUUAGGCAGGCUAGACGAAGCAAAGGAAAUGUACACCAGGGUGCUUGAAGGAAGAGAGAAGACUCUGGGUCCUUAUAAUAAGUCGACACUCCAAACAGUACAAAUGUUGGGCCUGCUUUACAGAAAUCAAGGACGACUAAGCGAGUCCGAGGAAGUGUUACAAAGGGCUCUAGAGGGAUUCGAGACGCUUUGUGGAUCCGAUAACAUAACAACUCUUGAGAUAGCCAGCUCAUUGGGCCUCGUAUAUAUCUCCCAAGGCAAGCUAGACGAAGCAGAGAUGUUUUUGCAGCGAGCGCUGGAAGGAUUUGAGAAAUUAUUUGGCCCUGGUCACAAAUCAACACUUAACUCGGUGUACAACUUGGGCUUCCUCUAUCAACAUCAAUUUAAGGUAGUUGAGGCGGAGAAAUUGUACAUGAGGGUACUUGAAGGAAGAGAAAAUACACUCGGUCGUGAUCAUGCAUCAACGAUCGAGGCGUUCCAGAUGAUGGGCCUUUUUUUUACGGGCCAAGGUAGAUCAAAGGAGGCCGAGAAGAUGUAUCAGAAGGCCUUCGAAGGGCAAGAGAAGGCACUCGGUCGCGGUCACACCAAAGCGUCAGAGCUGGUCGACGACUUGAACCUCCUCUGCACCGACCAGGACAAGCCGGACGAAGGCGCGAAGAUGUACCAGUGGGUGCUGGAAGGAAGGAAAAAGAACAACCAGUGGGUGCUAGAAGGAGGGGAAGAGAAGAUAUUACCUGGCCAAGCGUCGACAUCUGAUACAGUUAAUACCAUGGGCAAUAUCUACUUCAGCCAAGAUAAACUGGGCGAAACAGAGAAUAUAUAUCGGCAGGCAGAGGAACAACUAGAGAAGUCGCUCGGCCCCAACAACAAAUGGACACUCUUUGCAGUCAAAAGCUUAGGCGAUUUCUAUGUUAGUCAUGGCAAGUUGGAUAAGGCGGAGAAUAAAUACUUGAAGGUGCUGGAUGGAAGUAACAAGGAGUAUGGUCCUAACCACACAUGGACACUCCAGAUGGUCUACUACCUAGGCAGCUUCUAUGCGACCAAUGGCAAGUUGGACAAGGCGGAGGAGAUGUACCUGAAAGCGCUGAGUGGCAGCAAGAAGGAGCAUGGUAUUGAUCACAUAUGGACAAUCCAGACGGUCAGCAGCCUCGGGCGACUCUACGUCAUUCAAGGCAAGAUCGGCGAAGCGGAGAAGGUGUACCAUCAGUCCUUAGAGAGAUUUAGGAAGACGUUGGGUCCUAAUCAUGCAUCAACACUCGAGACAAUCAAUAACUUGGGGAAUCUCUACGAAAAUCAUGGCCGUGGAGAUGAUGCAGAGAAAAUGUACGAACAGGUUCUGGAAGGGAUUGAAAAGGCGCUUGGGCCUGGCCACAUAUUAACUCUCCAGAUGGUCAGCAGCAUGGGCUACUUCUACAAUGGCCAACGGAAAUUAGACGAGGCAGAGAAGAUGUUUCAGCGGGCACUCAGCGGGAUGCAAAAGUUACUUGGAUCUGAUCACAUAUGGACACUGCAGACAAUCUGGCACAUGGCCAUGUUCUACGACUUGCAAAACAACCCGAACAGGGCAGAGAAGAUGUACAUGCAGGCUUUGGAAGGGGGUAAGAACGCUUUCGGAGAAGAUCACAUAUUGACAUUCUUUAUAGCCAUCUCAUUAGGUUGGUCCUACUCGCUCCGAGGCAAGGAAAACGAAGCAGUGGAGAUACUCCUGUCGGUACUAGAUAGAGAGGAGAAAGUGCUUGGCCCUUAUAAUGAGCUUACGGUUGAGACGAUCGACUCUUUAGGCCUUAUCUACAAAAGUCAGAAUAACGGAAGCAAAGCAGAUGAGAUGUUUCAGAGAGCCAUGAAAGGGAAGGAGAAGACAUUUGGUCCCGAUCACGAAUCAACACUCAAGUAUGUCUAUAAGCUGGGUUGUUUCUAUGUAUCCCAGCGCAAGCCGGACAAGGCAGAGGCAAUGUACCAGCGAGUACUAGAUGCCUUAGAGAGGGCAGAAAAAGUUGAAAAGGUGUCGAGAUCCAGAAUUAAAUUGGCGAUUCGAGCAGCCAAUAAACUGGGUGUCUUAUAUGCGGACCAGCGCAGGCUAGACGAGGCAGGGAAGCUAUACCGAACCGCACUACAACUUGGAGUCGAGAUGCUUGGACCUGACCAUAAAUUGAUGCUGCGGACAGCAACUAAUCUAGAAGGCUUACAUACGAGUCACCAGCCGUAUCGCUCCCUCUUGGUUAUAUUUCCUGGCGUUAUUGUUGUGCUUGCUCUUAUACUUUUCGCUUCAUCAUGA
Pochonia chlamydosporia 170 is the source of this 3975-nucleotide messenger RNA. RefSeq names its product kinesin. The transcript is spliced from 3 exons. The coding region runs from base 1 to 3975 and encodes 1324 amino acids. Gene Ontology annotation, molecular function: protein binding. The record is from RefSeq and is a predicted model, not a curated record. Lineage: Eukaryota; Fungi; Ascomycota; Sordariomycetes; Hypocreales; Clavicipitaceae.